AAGUAGCCCAGCGCCGGGCUUCUUCAAUGCGGGCGGGCACAGCAAACUAGCCUACAACUUCAAACAAAUUUCAACUGGGAGCUCUAUUUCGGGUGCAAAAACACCGCUACCGCUGUGUGUUAAGUUGAAUAAUUACAAUUUUGAGAAUACUGCGCAUCCCAUAUAUUUAUUCAGCUGAGUUAUGGCACAUUCGUCGUAAAAUGUGAACUGCAUUAAUGUAUUUUGCAUUAUAGCACUGAGGGGGAGAGAGCCAUUUGAGAAGGAAAUCGGAUAUCUAAGAUAGCCCACCCGACCAGCUAGCGUCGCCAUACACACUGGGAGUGUCCCUUAAAAUCAAUUCAGCUCAUCAUGGCGCUGGAGCAGCGGUGCAGGGUCGCUCUUUCUUCUUCCAAAUCCUGAGUUUAUCUGAACAAUUCCGGUUUUUAACCACUGUACUGGGUCGGGGAUCCAUCGACCUGGAAACGCAGAGCUUUCCUUCGUGUUAAACGGAGGGAAAGCAGCGUUCACAAUUCACGGCUUUUCCUGAAACAAGGGGGGUUUGUGUGGAUGUUAUCCAGAGCACCAGCCAGCCUCGCGCAGUCUUUCUAAGUCCGGGAGAAAUUGUUUGGUGAGACGAGGAGGGGGUGAUCCAAGGGGCCCUACUUCGAGACGCAGGUACCAUGGCGAUAGAGGGGACAUGGACGUGACGUAAUGGAGGGCCACAGCUGCCGCCGAACGGGAGACUGAGCUGCCAGGCCGGCGUUGGGCCCCGGCUGUCGGGGCGCGGGAGGACGGAGAUGGACGAGGCGGCUCUGCUGGACCUGCUGGAGUGCCCCGUGUGUCUGGAGCGGCUGGACGCCUCGGCCAAGGUGUUGCCGUGCCAACACACCUUCUGCCGCCGGUGCCUGCAGGGCAUCGUGACGUCGAGGGCGGAGCUCCGGUGCCCAGAGUGCCGGAGCCUGGUGGAGGCCGGCGUGGACGAGUUGCCUAGCAACAUCCUGCUGGUGCGACUCCUGGACGGCAUCAAGCAGAGGCCGCGGCGCCCCGGGGGGGGCGGGGCUGCGGGGGGUGCGGCGGCUAACGGCACGACCGCCAUCGCCAGCAGGGGGCCUCGCGAGCAGGGCGUCCCAGGCCUGCCAUUACAGAGGGUCCAGGCCAAGAGCACUCUGGUUAGGGGUGUGCCCCAGCUGCCCUGUGCCAAGGCUCUGUACAACUAUGAUGGCAAAGAGCCCGGCGACCUCAAGUUCAGCAAAGGUGACAUCAUCAUCCUGCGGCGGCAGGUGGACGAGAACUGGUACCACGGGGAGCUGGGCGGGGUCCACGGCUUCUUCCCCACCAACUUCGUGCAGAUAAUCAAACCCCUGCCCCAGCCGCCGCCCCAGUGCAAGGCGCUAUACGACUUUGAGCUCAAGGACAAGGAGGCCGACAAGGACUGCCUCCCCUUCUCCAAGGACGAUAUUCUGACGGUAAUUCGCCGGGUUGAUGAGAACUGGGCAGAGGGCAUGCUGGGAGAUAAGAUCGGGAUCUUCCCCAUUUCCUAUGUGGAGUUUAACUGGGCAGCGCAGCAGCUGAUUGAGCAGGAUAAGGGCAGUGAGGGGGGUGAGGGGGCGGGUGAGGGGGCGUCGGGGAGCGGGAAGGCGGGGGAGGGGAAGAGGAACACUAAGAAGCGGCACUCCUUCACCUCUCUGAGCAUGUCGGGCAAGGCCUCGCUGGCCCCGCCCCAACGCCACAGCAUGGAGAUCAGCGGCCCCGUGCUGCUCAGCUCCAGCAACCCCACCGCUGCCGCACGCAUCGGGGGCCUGAGCGGGGGCCUGUCCUGCAGCGCGCCAUCGCAGGUUCAUAUCUGCACAACUGGCCUCAUUGUGACUCCGCCUCCAAGCAGUCCUAUCACCACGGCAACGGUGUUCACAUUCCCACCAGAGAGCAGCUAUGGGGCAGUGCCAGUGGACGGGCUUCCUCCUCCCCCACCGCCUCCCCCACAAUCCUCUGCAAUCGGUGCUGCAUCCUCAUUGGCUCCUGGACAGAGACCCUCCCCCACUACCAGUGACCCUAGUGGGAGGCAGCGGCCCACUGUGUACGUGGCCAUGUUCCCGUACUGUCCGCGGAAGGAGGACGAGCUGGAGCUGAGGAAGGGGGAGAUGUUCCUGGUGCUGGAGCGCUGCCAGGACGGCUGGUUUAAGGGCACCUCCAUGCACACGGGCAAGAUCGGCGUCUUCCCCGGGAACUACAUGAGCCCCAUCAGCAGGACUGGGGCAGGAUGCGCACAGGCCAAGCUGCCGCUGCCCCUGGGGUCACAGGCGGGUCGCGGGGUCACCAUCCUCACCCCCUCCUCUCCUUUGGGAGUGCCUGUGGGAGGGGCCGACCCCAGUAAGCCCCUCCCCCCCUGCCCCCUGCCCACCGCUGUGGUCCCCGGCCAGCCUGCCAAGGUGCUUCUGCACAUGACCGGGCAGAUGACUGUGAACCAGGCACGCAACGCUGCCAGGACAGCGUCCUGUCUCAGUCAGGACCGUCCGACGGCGGCAGUCUUGCCCAUCCAGGCCCAGGGUCCAGCAGCGUACCUGCCUCACCUGCCAGUCCCCGCCCCCGGCCCCGUCCGCCCGGGCGUGGCUCUCUGCUCUGCCGCUGCCUCCCUGACCCCGCCCAAUGUCAGCGCUGCCUCUCUGGCCACUCCCAGUGCUGGCUCCGCCCCCCUGGAGGGUGAGACCACCAUGAGGCCUAUGGCUGUGCCCAUCGCCCCCGGCAACACCACUCCCAUCUCCCCUGGCAACACCACUCCAAUCGCCCCUGGCAACACCGCUCCCAUUGCCCCUGGCAGCUCCGCCCCUGCUGUCUGCCGCUUGGACAAGAAAGAGAAGAAAGGCUUGCUGAAGCUGCUGUCCACUAAGAAGAGGCCCCGCCCAUCCCCUCCCUCCUCCCCCACACUGGAGUCUGAGCAGGCUGCAGUCGCCGUGGCGAUUGGAGGGGAGGGGCUUCAGGGGGCUGUGGGGCCCGAGCUGCCCGCCCCCGUCACCGGGGGAAACCACAGCCGAACAGGGCCCUGCCCUGCAGAGGCAGACUCUUCCUCCCCCUCCUCCUCCUCCUCCUCCUCCUCCGCCCUGACCUGUGCAGACCCCUCGUUCCGGAGGAGUGGCCUGCUGGACAUCGCUGUCCCCAUCGCCCCCCCCACCCGCCAGCCCUGCUCCUCCCUCCUCUCUCUGCAGCAGGACGCCCGGCCAAUCAUCUGUGAGAGGUACAGGGUGGUGGUGUCCUACCCCCCGCAGAGCGAGGCAGAGCUGGAACUGAAGGAGGGCGACAUCGUGUUUGUGCACAAGAAGAGAGAGGACGGCUGGUUUAAAGGGACACUGCAGAGAAACGGCAGGACCGGCCUGUUCCCUGGGAGCUUCGUACUGAGCAUAUAACA
Molecule: messenger RNA, 3379 nt
Organism: Anguilla anguilla (European eel)
Lineage: Eukaryota; Metazoa; Chordata; Actinopteri; Anguilliformes; Anguillidae
Gene: sh3rf1
Product: SH3 domain containing ring finger 1
Molecular function (GO): protein binding
Source: RefSeq, a predicted model, not a curated record